Melanotaenia boesemani (Boeseman's rainbowfish) is the source of this 11154-nucleotide messenger RNA. RefSeq names its product argonaute RISC catalytic component 2 (gene ago2). The record is from RefSeq and is a predicted model, not a curated record. Lineage: Eukaryota; Metazoa; Chordata; Actinopteri; Atheriniformes; Melanotaeniidae. The transcript is spliced from 20 exons. Gene Ontology annotation, biological process: regulatory ncRNA-mediated gene silencing; regulation of DNA-templated transcription. Bases 212 to 2821 code for a protein of 869 amino acids. Gene Ontology annotation, molecular function: endoribonuclease activity, cleaving siRNA-paired mRNA; protein binding; RNA binding. Gene Ontology annotation, cellular component: RISC complex.
UCUCGGCUCCCGUUUUGUGUGGUGGGGGGAUGGGGUCGUGCCUAGGAUGAGAGACUCCAAAUAACUAUAUAUCUUUAUUUUCGAACUGUGUUUCCUCCGCUUGUGUUGGACAUCUAAAUACUUGUCGGCUACGCAUGAGUUUAUGUGAAGUUUAGCUUAUAUAAAGUGGAGUAUCUGUACGUCCACAACACGCGCUUAAAAAGUCGAGAAAAUGUAUUCUGCUGGAGCUGCUGAGAUGCUUGAGGGACCCCGUUCCUCUGGGUCAGUAAGCUCUGACCCCCCAUCUUCCCCAGUGCCAGAAUAUGUAUUUAAACCACCAUCACGACCUGACUUUGGCACCAUGGGCAGGACAAUCAAGCUCCAGGCUAACUUCUUUGAGAUGGAGAUCCCCAAAUUGGAGGUCUAUCACUAUGACAUCGACAUUAAGCCUGAGAAAUGUCCAAGGAGGGUUAAUCGUGAAAUUGUGGAGCACAUGGUCCAGCACUUUAAAACUCAGAUCUUUGGUGAUCGAAAGCCAGUAUAUGAUGGAAGGAAGAAUCUCUAUACUGCUAUGCCUUUGCCAAUAGGCAGAGACAAGGUGGAGCUUGAGGUGACAAUUCCGGGUGAAGGCAAAGACCGCAGCUUUAAAGUGUCAAUCAAAUGGGUGUCCUGCGUUAGCCUGCAGGCUCUGCAUGAGGCGCUAUCAGGACGUCUGCCCAGUGUUCCCUUUGAGACUAUUCAAGCGUUGGAUGUGGUCAUGAGGCAUUUGCCAUCUAUGAGGUAUACCCCAGUGGGACGCUCUUUCUUCACUCCUUCUGAGGGAUGCUCAAACCCACUUGGGGGUGGCAGAGAAGUAUGGUUUGGUUUUCACCAAUCUGUCAGACCUUCACUGUGGAAAAUGAUGCUCAACAUUGACGUUUCAGCCACGGCUUUUUACAAAGCCCAGCCUGUAAUUGAGUUCAUGUGUGAGGUUUUGGAUUUCAAAAGCAUUGAAGAACAACAGAAGCCUUUAACAGACUCUCAGCGAGUGAAAUUUACUAAGGAAAUCAAAGGCCUGAAAGUUGAGAUUACUCACUGUGGACAGAUGAAAAGGAAGUACAGAGUUUGCAAUGUGACCAGAAGACCAGCCAGCCAUCAAACAUUCCCCUUGCAGCAGGAGAAUGGCCAAACUAUUGAAUGCACAGUAGCACAGUACUUCAAAGACAAGUACAAACUCAUCCUGCGAUACCCUCACCUCCCAUGUUUACAGGUGGGACAGGAGCAAAAGCACACCUAUCUCCCUCUAGAGGUGUGUAACAUAGUAGCAGGACAGCGCUGUAUCAAGAAGCUUACAGACAAUCAGACCUCCACUAUGAUCCGUGCCACAGCCCGAUCAGCACCAGACCGUCAGGAUGAGAUUAGUAAAUUGAUGAGAAGUGCCAACUUCAACACUGACCCUUACGUUCGUGAAUUUGGAGUGAUGGUAAGGGAUGAAAUGACAGAAGUGAAUGGCCGUGUCCUCCAAGCACCUUCAAUACUUUAUGGCGGCAGGAACAAAGCAAUAGCUACACCAAUCCAGGGAGUAUGGGACAUGAGGAACAAGCAGUUCCACACUGGUAUUGAGAUCAAAGUGUGGGCCAUUGCCUGCUUCGCCCCACAGAGACAGUGCACUGAACUCCUGCUCAAAGCUUUUACAGAUCAGCUGAGGAAGAUCUCUCGAGACGCAGGGAUGCCCAUCCAGGGUCAACCUUGCUUCUGCAAGUACGCACAGGGGGCAGACAGCGUCGAGCCAAUGUUCCGACACCUCAAGUACACCUACCAGGGCCUCCAGCUGGUGGUGGUUAUCCUUCCUGGGAAGACACCAGUCUACGCUGAGGUGAAGCGUGUUGGGGACACGGUACUUGGAAUGGCUACACAGUGUGUGCAGGUGAAGAAUGUACAAAAGACAACACCACAGACCCUCUCCAACCUCUGUCUAAAGAUCAACGUCAAGCUGGGUGGCGUCAACAACAUCCUCCUCCCGCAGGGGAGGCCGUUGGUAUUCCAGCAGCCUGUGAUCUUCCUAGGCUCAGAUGUGACCCAUCCACCUGCAGGAGAUGGAAAAAAACCUUCCAUUGCUGCUGUGGUAGGUAGUAUGGAUGCCCAUCCCAGUCGAUACUGUGCCACAGUUCGGGUUCAGCAGCACCGUCAGGACAUUAUUCAGGACCUGGCCAACAUGGUGAGAGAGCUGCUUAUCCAGUUCUACAAGUCCACGCGCUUCAAGCCCACCAGAAUCAUCUACUAUCGAGAUGGCAUCUCUGAGGGCCAGUUCAGCCAGGUUCUUCAGCAUGAGCUGCUGGCGAUCCGUGAAGCUUGCAUCAAACUAGAGAAGGAUUACCAACCUGGUAUUACCUUUGUGGUUGUUCAGAAGAGACACCACACAAGACUUUUCUGUAUGGAUAGAAACGAGAGGGUUGGUAAGAGUGGGAACGUUCCUGCUGGGACCACAGUGGACACCAAAAUCACUCACCCGUCAGAGUUUGACUUCUACCUUUGCAGUCAUGCUGGCAUUCAGGGAACCAGCAGGCCGUCUCACUACCAUGUGCUCUGGGACGACAACCACUUCUCAUCAGAUGAACUGCAGGUUCUCACUUAUCAGCUCUGCCAUACCUAUGUGCGCUGUACCCGGUCUGUUUCCAUCCCAGCACCAGCCUACUAUGCCCAUUUAGUGGCUUUCCGGGCCCGCUAUCACUUGGUGGACAAAGAGCAUGACAGUGCUGAGGGCAGUCAUACAUCAGGCCAGAGCAAUGGGCGUGACCACCAAGCCUUGGCCAAGGCCGUUCAAAUCCACCAGGACACCCUGCGUACCAUGUACUUCGCCUGAGAGCACACAACCCCAGGUUGGGGUGGGUGAGACCCCACUGAUGGAACAUGUUACUCCUUGCUGUCUCACGGUCAGCUGUAGAUAGCAUCACAGUGGCUUUGGAUCGUUAUCUCCCCUCCCGGCAAACCUGUUAGUUACCCAUAAGGCUAAAAUUCUACUUUAGCCCUUAAAUCCACCAAAAUCAAACCAGCUAAUAGUGUGAGAUGCAAAAAGAUGCAUAUAGCUGGGAGAGGUUUUUUUUGUUGUUUUUUUUUUAUGUGUUGUGUAUUAGUGUGUGCUCAUUUGUUGCGGGGGAAUAUGUUGGUAGUUAUGAGAGGAAAUGGCAAAGUUUGUACACUGCUUAAAGAAAUGUACCAUUUCUAAACUAGUGGGCAAUAACAUUAUACAGUGGGUGUUACAGUUUCGAUGAAGCCACUCGCCAUCCUCUUCCCUUUAUGUUUGCUAGGGCAUUGGUGCUUAAAGGGAGAAGAAAAUUGAAAAUAUGAGGGUGUCCAUUUACUCUUCAUAUGCCUGAUGAUUUAAUCCUCUGAAGAUGAUUUAUCAGCCAAUUAAAGCAAAGUGCACUGACCAGAUGGGUACUUCAAUCAGGACAAAAGUACUUAAUAUAUUGAGAUUUUCUAUUUUUGUUGUUUUGGCCCCUCCUCCUUCCUCCUCUCUCCUUCCACAUAGGGCACUAUGUGAUGAAAAGUGCCAUGUGAGACUAUCUUUAUUUUGUCACUUCUGUAAAAAUCAGUUAAUUAUUUGGCCCACAUUUUUCUGGGUGUUGAGUACUUGUCCUUGAUUGCCACCAAUGAACAUUUCUGGUGACAACUAGAGGAUUCUUCUCAUCAGAUUCAGUCAUUCAUUCCUUGAACCAGUACUCAGUUAAUUCUGGAUGAGGGCAUUUAACGUUUAGAAACUGAAAGAACAGCUGUGUUAAUCCUUUGUCAUAUUCAUUAAUCUGAACCAAGAAAGUCACACCAGUUAUUCUCACACCCAGAAAUGGUGUAUGGGACUGGUUCCCUAUGAGGACACCUUUCUAAUGUAUUCUGAGCCGUGCUGAUGAAAGACACAUGAUUUAGAAGUCAACAGCAAGGAACACAAUGAAAUAUUUUUGGUCCCCUUUGUUUUUAUAGUAAUUUUUUUCUUUUUCUUUUUUCCCCCCUCAGUCAUUUUUCAGAAAAGUGUGCAUGUAGCUGACUUAUGUUUUAGAUGUAUAUGCGUUUGUAAUAAUUGUUUAUUUUUUUCCCUUAAUACCCAUCAACCCCACUUGUAUUUUGUAUUGUAUAUAGCAUCAGAAAGCAGUAUCAUUGUCAGAGCAGGGUGUUUGUGUGACUUCUCAAUAGCCAGGCAUUCGGUACAGUGGGGUUAAAGCAACACCAUUUUACAUUUGAUCUUAUUGAAAUUCCCUUAAAAAAAUCUCUUUAGAGUUUGCUACAAAAAUGGGUAGGGCUUAGAGUUUAUGCAAAUUACUUUUUGUGAGUCUUUUUACUAUAUAGUAAUGUUGCUAAUAAGAUAUAUUUUGAAUAAGCUCUCAGCAGAGGCUGCUGAAAAAUUUUAAUGGACUUUUUUAGAAGACUGGCCCACUUGUCUAAAUUAACUAUUUGUAUACAUAUUUUAAAUGAAACAUUCUCUUGCCUUCUAAGACUGUCGCAGUCUUAUUAAUGAAAUGAAUACAUAAAACAUCCUACUUUAGCGACUACGGUGUCUGCAAAUGUUCAGAUUAUCUUGAUUGGAGGUGAAUAUUGUAUAUUUUCUAACUAUGCAUAAUUUUUAACAGAGAUUUAGCAUCCUACAUGAAUUUGAGUCAUUUUUAGAGGUAGACAAUCAGGGCUUUUGUUUUUGUUUUAUUUUUUCAUAUUGUAUUGCAUUUAGUAGCGUCUUUUAGUGCUUAUCAGCAUCUUCAUGCCUUUCUAAUAGGAUGAAGUAUUUAUGUGGUCAUUUGUAACAUUGUAGAUUUUUAUAGUGUGUCCUUUUGUAACUCAUAAUCUUUCCUAGCCAGACAAGAUUACAAACUUUUACAUGAUUAAUAAUCAAAAGAGAUAGAAGCACAAACGGACAUUUUAAUUCUAGGUGCUAAAAAGUUUCACUGUAAACCACCUUAAAUUCUCACUGGACUGGCCAACAAGGCUUUUUAUUUUUUAAUUGCGUGUUUAAAAGAUGCUCCAUCAUUUUGAGGUUCAUUUCUCUCCAUUUGAUGACCUCGAUGUUUCCCUUUUUACUCAUUACCUGUAAAAAAAAAAAAAAAAAAAAAAAAUCCGACUGACUGUGUUUGUGGGGCAUUCUGAAAAUGAUGUACUUGAUAUUUACUGUUAUGAUGUCAAUAUUGUUCCUAUCGGUGCUGGUCUCACAACAUGUAAAUUUGGAUGCACUUUUGAUAGCAGAAUAUUGGUAUGACUUCUACAGAUGUGUAUUUCUCAGUUGAAACAGGAGGCUCGGCCAUAUUGUUUGGUGUAAUUGCAUGGAAAUGGCCGUGUGUUCUACCUCUUGUUACCUGUUUUAAGUGUUAUGGUAACAUCACACUGCAGGCCAUUUCUGUAUAAUUACCCCUGCUAUCUAUCUAAUUGGCAUUGUUUGAGUCAGGCAUUGACAGUAAAGCUUUUCAAUGCUUAGUGUGUGCAUGAACACCUUUUCUCACAUCAUGUAGUUGCAUGAUUUUUUUCCUUAAUUGUUUUACUGAAGCUAAUGAGACAGAAUGUUUGUUUUUUUUCUCUUAAAUUUUGCGCAUUGAGCUGUAUGACCAAAUUCUUGAACUGUGUUCAUAACUACACGAGGCUUUCCCUGCUUUUACGUCCUUUUAUUCUAUGCACCACUAAAAUGACACUUUUUUUGACACCUUGGUUUUCUACCUGAGCAGUAAAUGACAAAUGCAAAGCCCUCAUUGGUCAGGACAAAAUACACGUCCCAGUGGUGCUGUCAGUCAGACUGCAAAAGUUGCUUCUAAGUCUAAAGGAAACUCGAUAGAAAACGCCAUGUAAAAAUUAUUUAGUAUCUGUGAAUAGAAGCUGAAAAAAAGUUUGUAAGGCAGAAAAGUGGAAACGUGAAUGGCUUUGUUCCUGUGCGAAUGCAGGUCUUUGUAAUGUUGCUACAUUCAUCUUCGCUUUGACUCUCCAGCUCUUAGAUCAUCUCUCACAGUGAUACUUGAGUAUUUAGCAUAUUAGACAGUAGAUAUCCACUGUGAAGCGUAGAACUUCUAUGUGACAAAGUCUAACUUUUUCCUUGCAACACCUCGUGCAUGAAAAUCAAACUGGUUUGACAACUUUAGUGAGUCAUUUGGAGAAGAUGGGUUUGCAUUUGUUGUUGCUGCUUUAUGUUUUACAUUACCUACACCAGCACCUUAUAAGACCAGAUCAGAAUGGCUUUGUCUUUCCAGUACAUGAAACCAAUUUUUGACAAUGUUAGUUUUUGCACUAAAUAACCAAUAAUGGACUUUGUAGCUAUUCAUGCAUUAAGUAUAUUUAUCAAGGGGACAGACUUGCUACAGUUUCUUAUUUAAAAUUUUCUUUCUUUGGCAUUGAUGGCUCUUAAAAGAUGCAACCGGGCUCAUUGUGUGCACUCGCCAUUCAGAGAUAGCCAAUCUGGUAAGAUUCCAUCUAGCAAGCCAGCAUUCAGUAUGUCAUUUUACAGAAAUAACCUAAUGCCUUUAAAACAUUACUAAAAGUGUGAUAUAUUUAGUUAAGUGGGUGGGUUGCCUUUGUACAGUGAUGUUGACUAUAAAGGUGUUUUUAUGCAAAACAGACCAGAGUUGAACGGAGCUGAUAAGCUGUGGGUAGUGAGACUGUUGUGAUCCAUUCCUGUUGGAUGCCAAAGUGCUGUGAGAGGAUAGACUGUACUGGAAGUUUUGAUGUGGUUCUCGUCAAAGACUUCAAUGUGCAAAUAAAUUCGCACUCCAGAUAAGCCUCCUCAAGCCAAGCAUCCCUGCUAACUAACUAAUACAUAUCAAAACUCAGGGGAGGCUUUUUGUUUUCACUGAAAUUUUUGUUAGAAGUUCAAUCAAGAAUUUUUUAUGAAAGCAACAAACACCCCUAGUCUGGACGAAUGUGGCACCGCUUUACAGGUAAAUUGGUGCACAAGUUGCUUAUUGAUGCAUUUGAAACGCCUGAAGUAGUAACAUCUGUAGACUUUACAGGAUUUUAUUUUCUCUUUAAUAUGUAAAAACAAAACACACACAUUUCUCCUCAGUUUGGAGUGGCCAUAAUCUGGACAAAGCAGGUUUUUGAAAUGUAAAGGAAAUAGCAUAUCAUAAAUUAAACCAAUAAUUUAAUUCUGUUUUUAUUUAAGCAGGCUUUUCUUUUAUGGUGUGUGCAAAAAGUUUUUGGUUAAAAGGUGCUGAGAUAAAACACCUUGAAUUGUAAACCAGCCUGCUUUUUUUUCCCUCCCACUUUUAAUUUGUGUUUUCAAUGGUCUUAAGAUAAAGAAAAAAUUAUAAAAUCUAUUAAAAACUAAUACAUUGACUUAUUCUGAACCAUUAUCCUGUGUAUAACCAUGUCGCUCCUCUCUGCUGCUUAUGUCUCUUGUAGAGAAACUAUUGCUUACUUAAAUCUUUUGUAGAUUAGAGCCUAUUUUCCCAGCUUCACAUAAUGAUGAAUGUAAUUAGUCAGUGUGGUUUGUUAUAUAGUGAAAGUUUGCUGUCUAGUACAUUUACACUCAGCUUUGCAUCUUGUGUACAGCUUUUUUGUGUGUUUUCUCUUUAUUUAUAUUAGAUAAUUCAUUAACUCAUACACCACUGCUGAUGUUGCUGAUCUGUCCAUCGAUCAAGUCUUGUUUAAGAGGUGAACGUUUUUUACAAUGGUGCAAAGAACAUACCAUCUAUUCAGCUCAUACAUGUAAGGUGCUGUAACAGAGUGAUGUGUGCGUGUGUGUGUACAUAUACAUAAGUAUGAGGGUUUCUUAGGUGUGCAAUCUUGUUUGCUGUUAGAUUUUCUGCUUGUGCUUCUGCCCUCAGUCUAAUAUUCCUACCCAGACCUUGCAGAGUUGUCCUGUAAAGUCCUUUUGAGUUUGGAUUAUAGUGCAGUAACAGUGCCAUGUGAGAGAGAGAGGAAGCUUUUUCUUUGAUCGAUGCUUACAUUUCUUACACACGUCAGUUGUAUUGUAACCUAGCUAGUUUUACAGAUGCAUAAGUUAUCAUUUGAUUUGCAGAGUACUUUCCUGGCUUUUGCAGGCGUUCCUACUUUUAUCUGAACUUUUCUGAAGCAUCACUUAGUCUCCGGCAGUUAUCAUACCCAAUCACCGACAGCCAUAAGAUGGCAGUGUAGUGUUGACAAAAUCUGCAGUUAAAUUCUCCAGUGUUAAUGCAUUUUGCUGGAAGUCUCAACUAUAGAGGACAAGCUGAAAUGGGAUACUGACAUACCUGAGGGAAAGACCUGUUAGCCGUUACAGAUGCUGGAUGCAGCUUGUGUUUUGUUGUCUUUGGCCUAUCACUAAGACGUAGACCAUCUUUUAGUUACCUGUUUGACAUUAACCACAUUUUCAGAAAUGCUAGCAGGAUGGAUUUACAAUUGGGGCACCACCUAGUUUUUGACCUUAAUAUCUCAACAACUACUAGAUGGAUUACUAAUCAUUUUUCAGGCAUUCAUGACCCCAAAAAACAGUUCAUAAUGAGCUAUUAGUAAGCUAAAGUGUCACACAGAAUUUAACUACAUCACAUCCUUUCUGUGCUUUGUAAUUUCUCAGUCUAUGAUGUUUGUGCAGACAAUUUUAGCCCCUCAGAAACACGUGCAGCUAUUUAAGGAGAGCGGGCCAGAGGAAAGGCAUGAGUGAAAAUGAGAGCUAGAAUAUGAUGCACCUGGUGGACGUUUGGGGUUAGGGUUUGUGAUGCAAUGGAUCAGAUUUUUGCUUAGAACUGUUACAGACCUGCAAACCAAUGCCAUCAAGCUGAUCUAAUCGUACAAAGCCAAUGUGGGUGUUUGUUUAAAAUGUAUCUUUUCAAAGCAUUUUAGUCCCGGGAACUCAUCUUGGCUUUUUAUUUACCAACUUGGAAAUUACUACCUCAGAGCAGAGUCGGGUGCUUGCAAAUAUUGUCCCUAAUUUAAAAGGAUGGUAAAAAACAAAAAUAUUGUAGUGACCAAACCAGCACAAGCCAAUGUCACAAGAAAGCGCCGUUUUGUUUUGUAAACUUGUAAUCAAAAUAAAAGCCAACAAAUCACGUAUGAUUGGUUGGUUGUUGUAGUUGGUUACAGUUGUAGGGGACCAAAGUUUUAUAAUCUGGAGUCAUUUUUUUUGUGAAAUUUUUUUUUUUUAAAAGACAGCAACAAAAAGAAAAACCUGCACAAUCUCAGACACAUUCAUGUGAUUUCUAAGCAUAGUAAUGAUUGGAUCUUUUUAAAUGUGCCAUCAUAAUUGUAAUUCAUUUGAUGAUCAUGUGGUAUGUUUGUAGUGGCAGCAAAGAAUUAAUAUAGGAUGGAUGUAAAGCAGAUAAUGCUGGCUAAUGAGCUAUGGAUCUUUUGGUACUUUGGGCCUCUGCGGUGUAACAGUCUCUUGAUCAAACCAGUAAUGUGACUCUUAGCUGACAGAAGAAAAUAGCUUUGAGGUCUUGAUUUUAGAACCAGCUUCUCACCUCUUUAGUUUUAACCAAAAAGCUUUGGUUUUAUAGUAAAUACAGCCACGCUACACAACCAGGUGUAUUCUUCUGCCGUAUCAACCCAAAGCUGCAAUAAAAACAAGUAUUCAGUUCUCUUCUACUUUUCUGACAAGUAGCUACACUAGACAUAAUUUUGUAAGGGUAUAAGAUAACUAACAAAGGGAAUAUAGACUUUACAGCGUAUCAGAUCAUUCGACGAAAGGUACAUACUUUGAGGUUGUGGGUCAAUUAACUACAGAAUUAGCCUAAAGUGAAAACAUCCAGCAUAUAAGUAGUUAUUUUAUGUGCCUUUUGUCGGAUUUCUCCUCUCAAUCUGCCCAGACAUUGGGUUUGUGACACUUUUUUUUCAACACAAGUUGGACAAAGUCUGCCAUGCUGCAUUUAAAAAAAAAAUAUAUAUCUGUUUUUAAUUAUCAUGCAACCUUGAGUGUAGAUGCUGCAAAGAACGAUCAGUAUUUGUGUUUGCACUUUGAGAGUAGUUUUGAAAAGAAAAGGUAAAUUGCCCAUAUGAGGUUGGGCAGAAAGUAAAAAAAAAAAAUAAAUAACUGACGAGGUAUUUUAUGUUAUCAACAGGAAUUAUAAGGAAUAAUAUGACUUUGAAAAGCUUUUAUAAAAAGGUUGAUAUAUCCAUACACAUAUAUAAAUAUAUUCAUGAAGUACCUCAUAAGCCUGAUAUAUGCUGCAUUGACUUUUUUUUUUCCUCUUUAGUGUACUUCAUAUUGUCCAAUAACAUUAUAAUGUUUCCCCUCGGGAGGUUUGAACGUCACAACAGACUACGCUCAUGCCGCAGUUCACCCAAUAACAUGUUACACUUUGUGGCCAAAAGAUGUCUAAUUUAUGCAAAUAAUAAGUAAAUCUUAUCAAACAUAUUUUGCUAUUUUUUUUUUUUUAAAGAUCUUUCCCAUUUGUGUGUGUGUGUAGCCAAAAGAAAAAAAAAGACUCAGGUAUUGCCGUGAAAGGGCUUUAUCUGUUUACUGCAUCCUUGUCCCACACCCCUCCCACCCACACCUUUGUCUUAAGAUAGCCUUAGAGUUAAACGUGAGGUUAUUUGGCCUUAAAAGUUGGAGAAAUUAUGCACUAGAAUAUCACAGACUUGACAGACAGCUCCAUUUCCUACAGAUGGAUUGUUUUAAAACGUGUCGUGUCAUUGCCAUGUUAUCUACCUCCUAUGAAUGUAGAGUCUGUCCUGGACUUGUAGUUGACCGACAAGCUUCUCUUCUUUAAUUUACGCUAGACAGACAAUCAUCUGUUGAUGAAUAAUCUUAAAAGUUUAAAAUUAAUUUCCCCUUUUUCUUUGUACUUUUCUUUUCCAGUAUACUUAGUUUUUUGGGGUCCCCCCCCCCCCCUACUGGUGACCAAAGUUUCUUGGCAAAGGCAGCCCUGCAAGGCUGUGUGACUUCAAACCUCCCUUCAUUUGUGUCAUUUUGAGCUCAGUUUUGAGUUUUAUAUAUAAAAACACAAAUCCUCUCUCUCCAUCUUUUCUCCCUUAUUUAAACCACAACAUGCCAAAUCUGAAUUUGUUGUCAUUCCUGUUCUGGUGAGGGUCUUCACGUUGCUGAAUUAAUUUGUUCACAUCCACUGCUAAGCUCCUUCUUCUUGUUGUAAUGUUGUAAGCUUUUGAUUUCUAUUUUACAUUUCUUUAUUUUGGUAACAAUUAUGCUUACAGAACACAAGAUAUGCUGUAAACCCUGUUAGGACAUAAUGUGAAUACGUAUCACUUAAUGUAGGUUACUCUUUGGCUUGACUGUAAGUUGCGUUAAUUAAUAAAAAUGUU